AGCUCCGGCCUGAUGGGCCACUUGGCUCGCAUGCAGACUUUACCUUUACCUUUACCGUGUGUGGUUACAGGUUGUUUUUAAUGUAAUAAAACUGGUAGAAUAAGGUAUAUUCUUUGCAUAAAUGUACUUUCAAUGCAUUUUGAACAGAUAACUGCUUCAGCACUUGAGAUUGAUUUUGGAACUUUAGCAGCUUCCUUAAGCUGUGUACCCCUGCACAAACGUCUUGAUAUCUCAGCUGAUGGAAUACACCCAGAUGUUGUUAAGGAGUUUGAAUUGAAUGCAAAUGCACAUUUAAGGGAACAACAUAAAACUGAAGCAGAUAUUUCACCAAGGUGUUCUAAUGCUGAAACUGUCACUAAGCCUGUGGCAGUAACAACAACAGAGCCAAGACCUUCUCUGGUAAACACUCUUCAAAACUCAUUGUCACCACAUGGUGUAAGCAACUGUGAACAGGAUAUCAAUAAAAAAACUUCUAAACAGUCUGGCAAUAACUCUAAACAAUUCACUCGCUCAAUAAAAGGUGAUUUGUCACACGUAAAGAAGCCAGGAGAUGGAAGAGAAUCUUGCACCCUACAUAACACACAAAACUUGCAGAAUUCAUUAAAAGAUGUUUUGCACACUGUCAAGACUUCUUCUAAGACUGGUACAGUGGAACAGUUAGCUCAGUCAAGUGAUAAUGAAGAUGAUGAACUUGAAUUCCUCCUUUCACUUGGAACACCUGGAGUUAAAGAUAGUAACAAACCCCUUGGUGGAAACCAGUCAAAUAAGGUUUCUUCAGCAUCUGUAAUAGUUCCAUCUUCAUCUGUAAAGCCAACUGUUCAGUCCGCAAAGAAAGCUGAGGAUGACCUCGAAGACUGGCUGGAUAGUGUACUGGGCUGACUUUAUUUAUCUUGUUAGCAAAUACUCUAACUAUUGUAACAUCUGAAUUAAUAAUAGCAAACUGACGCAUAUGAUCUGAACAAAAAUUCAGUUGGUCAUCUUGAUGGACUUUAAUUGCAUCAGCAGUGUAAUAAUUUCAUGAGCAGUACAUGUACAACUCCUUUACAAGGUCCAGCCUAAUCCUGGGGAAGCUGGGAGGGGGUUUAUUAAUUUCCAGAUAUGUAGCAGGAAACCCUGGAUGGAUCAUUUGAGGUGACUACGAUUAUCAGUUGAGUAAGGCAUGACAGAAGUUUGGUGACAGAGUUUUAGUUUUAAAAGUAUGGUGUUGUCACGGACAACUUACGUCGUUACCAUUAGUAACAAUAUCAACAGCCAUGCAUUGCCUUAUAUGUUACCUACAAUUUUGCGCAAUUUGCUGACAAUAACGUCAAAGCCUGACAAGUUGCCACUGGAAACGGAGCCAGUUGCCCGUGACAACAACACAAUGUUCAUGUUAAAAUCUGGUCGCACCUGAUAAUCGUAGUAACUUAGCCUUUUCUAGGCAAUUGAGUAGUUGGGUCCCUUAUCCCUUUUUUCAUUUUUUUUUAAACUUGAACUUCUUUGUGCUGUCUCCAAACU
This is a messenger RNA of Orbicella faveolata, 1497 nucleotides long. RefSeq lists its product as uncharacterized. The record is from RefSeq and is a predicted model, not a curated record. Gene Ontology annotation, biological process: negative regulation of G2/M transition of mitotic cell cycle. NCBI's taxonomy places the organism in Eukaryota, Metazoa, Cnidaria, Anthozoa, Scleractinia, Merulinidae.